This is a messenger RNA of Salvia miltiorrhiza (redroot sage), 1589 nucleotides long. Its product is annotated as replication protein A 70 kDa DNA-binding subunit B-like. Gene Ontology annotation, biological process: DNA replication; DNA repair; DNA recombination. Lineage: Eukaryota; Viridiplantae; Streptophyta; Magnoliopsida; Lamiales; Lamiaceae. The transcript has 10 exons. Bases 123 to 1589 code for a protein of 488 amino acids. Gene Ontology annotation, cellular component: nucleus. Gene Ontology annotation, molecular function: DNA binding. The record is from RefSeq and is a predicted model, not a curated record.
AUCAGUAAUGUAUCACGUAAAAAAAACUACCUUAUGGAUUGAUUAUAUAUUCACUAUUCACAACAAUCAAAUUACAAAAUACUGCGUAUCAUAAACAUACAUAUCUUUACAAGAUUCUGAAAAUGCCACCGUUGUUCGGUCUGAUCAAAGAUCUGCAGCCAGGUAGAAGCAAGAUAGCGUUGCAACUGAGACUAAUCAGAAGCUAUGAUAUUCUCAAGUUUGGCAACAAGAACGAAGCCUUUUCCCAUGAAGUCAUUUUUCAUGAUAAAGAGGGAAAUCGAGUUCAUGCCACGAUCAAUCAAUCAUCAAUUUCCAAAAUCAAACCAAUUCUAGAGCAGGGAAACAUCUACACCAUCAAAGAUUACGUCAUCACGACAAACAAUCUGAAAUUCAAGACCACAGAAUGCAAGUUCAAAAUACUGCUAUUCAGGCAGACACGAAUUACAGAAUUGGAGGAUGACACUUUUCCAAACCACAUGUUCAAUUUUAAAGCUUUUGAUGACGUGGCUAAAAUGGAAGAAGUUCAACAAGCAUCAUUGUUUGAUCUUAUUGGUGUAAUAGUUUCCAGCUAUAAGCCGAUAGAAAAGGAUUUGAAUGGGAAGCCUACAAAGCUUAUGGAUAUUGUGAUUGAAGAUCUUGAGGGAAAGACGUUGUCAUGUACUUUAUGGGAACAAUAUGCAGAUACAAUGUUUGAGUUCUUGUGCAGUCAGCCAAAAAUGCAUGUAUGCAUAAUCCUACAAUAUUGUAGACCAACUAUGUUUAGAGGGGAAGUUCGAAUCACAAGUUCGUACCAUAUUACGAACAUCAUUUUUGAUGAAAAUGUGGCUGAAAUAAAAGAAAUGAAAGAAAAAUUUGCUGUUAUUCACAAGAACAGAUCCAUUUCAAUAAAGAUGGUGAAAUCUCCAACUUUUCGAACCAUAGAAGAUGAGAUUAAUGAUGGUAUAUCUGUUCUGAAAACAAUUUCAGAAUUGGCUGAAGGAAAGGAGGGAAUGUUUUGGAUUUAUGGAACCAUACUUGAGAUUGAGACACUUGGGGCAUUUACUUACUUGGCAUGCAAAAUCUGUUUGAAAAAGCUAAAGCAAGAUGAUGACUCUUUUUUCUGUGAAACAUGUGAAUCUUUUGACGUUUCUGGAAGACUUAGGUAUUUUAACAAUUAUUUCAUUCAUAACUAUAUAAACUGUUUAUUUAUUAAUUAUAAAAUUUCCAACAUGUAUAAACUAAGAGUUUGUGUAGCUGAUGAUUCUGGAGUAGCAUCUUUAAAUUUAUGGGAUCGAGAAUGUGCUCAAUUGAUUGGAAAACCAGCAUCAGAUUUGAGUGUGGAAUAUGGAUCGAAUGAGUUACCUUUUGAGAUUGAGGAAUUAGUUACCAAAUCUGCUUUGUUCAAGAUUAUUAUUAACAAGGGUGAAACAAAAAUGUAUGAUGGUGCCUAUGGAGUGAGUAAAAUAUGUAGUGAUCCAGAUAUGAUUGAAAAAUAUGAGAUUGAAGAUGGCGAAGGAAAAAAGUGUCAAGAGUACGAAGUCGAGGAGGACUUAAAGUAUUGCUUUCUGAGGAUGGUAGAAAUGAUGAAUGGCUACCCUAAAUAUGUAUAA